AUGACUUCCAAUCAUCGCCAUCGCAAAACCACGACACCAACCCGCGAUCCCAGAGCCAGGCAUAGGUUUGGACUUGGAUAUAGCACGCCUCCUCCUCCUCCUCCGCCUCCGCCACUCAAACGAUCAUCGCCGUAUACUCCCCCCAGGUACCUCCACAGCCAAAUGACGCCAACUUCAUUCCGCAGAACGCCAUAUCGCACGCCUGUAUCACCCGUCCAAGCCUCUCUCGACUUUAGCGCUUCCAGCACCCCCAGUACUACCUCCUCCUCGACCGUUCGGCCACCAUCCAACCCUGCCCUUGAUCCCAGUUGUGAAUCCUGUUUCAAAACGCAUCACCUCAACGCCUCCCUCCGGAAAUCCCUCCUCGCCCACACUCGCGAAUUGUACGCACUCUUACAAACUUGGUCCAACGAAGCGGGCAUCGGCGACGGCAUGACCCCGAUCGAUCCAAUGGAGUGGCAACCAGAAAAGGCAGCGGUAGUGAUAGAGAAGGAGCGCAGGCCGAGCGAGAUGUGCAGGGUAUUGAUGAAGAUGGGGAGCGUGGAGGAUUGGGUUCGGGUUAUGAGGGAGCUGGAGGAGAAGGAAGGGGGGCAGAAGAUGGAGGGGGUAAAGGAGAGUUUAGAACGGAACGGAGAAGAUAUGAUGGACAGAGAAGGAGAAGGGGUUAGUGGGUUUGGUGGGAUAAGGGUGGUCACCCCCGCUGCCGACGUCGAUGUCAUCAGCGGAUACGUCCCUGGGAGUGUCUGGGGCCUUACAGGGCCUCAAUCGAACAUGGGCCUCUGGAAUUGGGGCUCUGCGGGCCUCUCAGCCAGUCCAGUUGGGAGUCCUCAAUUUCCCGACCGCAGGCAUCUCAGUCCAUGUCUCCCACUUUCAACAUCCGACAACGACGAGCACGACGUCCAUCACCAGAUCCAGCGCGUGCACCUCGCAACGGCAGCGUGCUUCUAA
Messenger RNA from Sordaria macrospora k-hell, 948 nucleotides. RefSeq lists its product as uncharacterized. The record is from RefSeq and is a predicted model, not a curated record. Lineage: Eukaryota; Fungi; Ascomycota; Sordariomycetes; Sordariales; Sordariaceae.